Rhagoletis zephyria (snowberry fruit fly) is the source of this 1155-nucleotide messenger RNA. RefSeq names its product parkin coregulated gene protein homolog. The record is from RefSeq and is a predicted model, not a curated record. NCBI's taxonomy places the organism in Eukaryota, Metazoa, Arthropoda, Insecta, Diptera, Tephritidae. Gene Ontology annotation, molecular function: Hsp70 protein binding; Hsp90 protein binding.
GGAAUUAAAAUUAAAAUAAUUGCCAAAAAGAAGCAGUAACGUUUAUUUUUCCAUUUAUUCCAGUUAGCUCUUAUUUUAGACAGUAAAUACACACUUCCAGUUAAGAAAAUAACGUAGGGAAAUCCAAAUAAAGCAUCGACGGGCUGAUCAAGACUUAUAUUCAUUAAGGACACGCAAAAAAUGCACAUAUCAGGAAAGGAAUGUCGUAACUUUUUGUAUCGUGGAAAAAAGUUUCCCCCACGUGCGGUUCCUGCCUUUACAUAUCAGGCGCUGCAAAAAAAUACCAUAGUGGAAUCACCACCAAGGAUAUAUUUAUAUAAAAAAAGGCCUGUAAAAGAGACACUUUUCAAAAUGUAUUUUCGUCGUGGUGAUAUACCAGUAGCCAAAGGGAUUAAGGGCAGUGGAAAGGGUACUUCAGGAACAGUCAAAUGGUUUUGUGAUCCAAAGGAACUCGAUUACUGUUACUAUUUGCCAAUAUUUGUAGAUGGUUUAGCAGAUAUUGAUGUCGACAUACGUUUAUUGGCACAAGAAGCUGCCAUGGAUUUAAUACUGAAAGCACCACACAAAAUAUUACCGGUACUACCAAAGCUUAUUCUUCCAUUGAAAAGGGCAUUCAAUACGCGUGAUAAGCGAAUUAUUAUAUCAGCUCUAAAAGUACUACAGACUAUGGUUUUAGUUGGACCAUGUGUUGGACAAGCUCUUGUGCCAUACUAUCGCCAACUUUUAGCUGUUUGUAAUUUGUAUAAGAACAUUAAUGUUAAUCUUGGCUCAGGUGUGGACCCUGACCGUAGUCGCCGCAUUGGAGAUGUAAUUGAAGAUACGCUUUCAUUGCUAGAAACUUGUGGCGGACCAAACGCAUUUAUCAACAUUAAAUACAUGAUUCCAACUUACGAGAGUAGUACCCAUCCGAUAUGUGACAAGUCGGCAGAUAAAUCUGGUGUUGAGGCAACCAUAUGAAAUAGGCUUGAAUUGAGUAUUAGUAGUAAUAGAGGUUUACCAUCAAGCCGGAACUUAUAAAGUUUAACCUCUACGUACAAACUUAUACACGUUCAUAAGUAUCUUCAAAUACAUUACAAAUUUAAGUAAUAAUAUUUUCGAAAUUUAGCAGCUGUUGUAUUCUUCAUUACUACAAUGGAUGUAAAAUUUAAGGGACAG